Molecule: messenger RNA, 4653 nt
Organism: Acanthosepion pharaonis
Lineage: Eukaryota; Metazoa; Mollusca; Cephalopoda; Sepiida; Sepiidae
Source: the annotation of a GenBank genome assembly
AUGUCUCAGUUAUUUCUCUUUAACUCAAUUUUCGAUUCUUUUUACUUCUUUUUAUUCAUUCUUUCUUUAUAUACAACAUUCUUACUUUUCUUUAAUUACUCUCAAUUAUUUCUUUUUGCCAAUUUAGUCUUUUGCCUAUCUUUCCUUCUAGCUUCUUUCAAUUUCACUAUUUCGUUCCUUUCCAUCUUUAAAUCUUUGACUUCAGAAUUUCUCUCUCUCUCUCUCUCUCUCUCUCUUUUUUUUUUGUUGUUGUUGUUGUCUUUUGUUCUGUCUCUUUCUUUCUUUCUCUCUCUCUCUCGGGUUUUCUUCCUUGAUGUUUUUUGUUCUGUUUGUUCAAUAUUUCUUUCUCUCUCUCUCUCUGUCUCUGUCUCUGUCUCUCUCUCUCUCUCUGGCUUUUCUUUCUUUGUUAUCUUUCGUUCUGUCUCUUUAAUCUUUCUUUCUUGCUCUUCUUCUACCGGGUUUCUUUGUUGUAUUUCGUUCUGUCAUAUGCCUCUUUCUUUCUUCCUUCCUUUUCUUUCUUUCUUUCUUUCUUUCUUUCUUUCUUUCUUUCUUUCUUUCUUUCCCUCUCUAUCUCUCUCGGUUUUCUUUCUUUUUUUGUCUUUUGUUCUCUCAUUUUCAAUCUUUCUUUUUAUCCCCUCUCGCUUUCUCUCUCUGUCUCUCUGUCUCUCUCCCUGUUUUCUUCCUUUCUUGUCUUUCGUUUCCUUUGUUGCCUUUCGUUCUGUCAUAUGCCUCUUUCUUUCUUUCUUUCCUUCUUUCUUUCUUUCUUUCUUUCUCUCUCUCUCUCUCUCUCUCUCUCUCUCUCGGUUUUCUUUCUUUUUUGUCUUUUGUUCUCUCAUUUUCAAUCUUUCUUUUUCUCCCCUCUCUCUCUCUCUCUUUCUCUCUCUGUCUCUCUCCCUGUUUUCUUCCUUUCUUGACUUUCGUUCUGUCUCUUUAAUCUUUCUUUCUUUCUUUCUUUCUUUCUCUUCUUCUACAGGUUUUCUUUGUUGCCUUUCAUUCUAUCAUAUGCCUCUUUCUUUCUUUCUUUCCUCUUUCUUUCUUUCUUUCUUUCUUUCUUUCUUUCUUUCUUUCUCUCUCUCUCUCUCUCUCUCGGUUUUCUUUCUUUUUUGUCUUUUCUUCUCUCAUUUUCACUCUUUCUUUUUUUUAAUUUAUGUUCCUUUCUUCUUCUUCUUCUUCUUCUUCUUCUUCUUCUUCUUCUUCUUCUUCUUCUUUAAACCUGUCCCUUUUCCUUUUUCAAGUCUGUUCAUAUCUAUCUAUCUAGCUAUCUCAGUCUGUUCAUUAUCUAUCUAUCUAUCUAUCUAUCUAUCUAUCUAUCUAUCUAUCUAUCUUACUCAGUCUGUUUAUUAUCUAUCUAUCUAUCUAUCUAUCUAUCUAUCUAUCUAUCUCACUUCUGAAUUUUUUUCUUCUUUUCCUUCUUUUUCUAAAUAUUCGUCUUCUACUCUCUCUCUCUCUCUCUCUCUCUCUCUAUCUCUUCUUCUUCUUUUAAAGUUAUUUCUUUUUUCUUCCUCUCGUCUUUCUGACUUACUUUUUCUUUCUUUCUAUUUUCGUUGUUUCUGUCUUUCUUUCAGUCUAUCUUUCUUUUUUCUUUCUUUCUGUCUUUACUUCUUUUUUUCUUCCUUUUUUUUUUCUUCCUUCUUUCUUUCUAUUUUCGUCGUUUCUGUUCUAUCUUUCUUUUUCUUUCUUUCUGUCUUUACUUCUGUUUUUCUUUUUUCUGUCUUCCUUUUUUUUUCUUUCUUCCUGUCUUUCUUUCUAUUUUCGUUGUUUCGUCUUUUCAGUCUAUCUUUCUUUUUCUUUCUUUCUUCUUUACUUUCUUUUCUGUCUUUUUUUCUUUCUUUUUUUCUUUCUAUUUUCGUUGUUUCUGUCUUUCUUUCAGUCUUUUUUUUUUUUCUUUCUUUCUGUUUUACUUCUUUUUCUUUGUUUCUGUCUUUUUUUUUUCUUUUCUUCCUCUUUCUUUUCUUUUUCUUUGUUUCUGUCUUUCUUUCAGUCUAUCUUCUUUUUUUUUUCUUUCUUCUUUCUUCUGUUUUUUCUUUCUUCUUCCUUUUUUUUCUUUCUUCCCUAUUUUUUCUUUUUCGUUUCUGUCUUUCUUUCAGUCUAUCUUUCUUUUUUCUUUCUUUCUGUCUUUACUUCUGUUUUUCUUUCUUUCUGUCUUCCUUUUUUUCUUUUUUUCCUGUCUUUCUUUUUUUUCGUUGUUUCUGUCUUUCUUUCAGUCUAUCUUUCUUUUCUUUCUUUCUUUUUUUCAGUUUUCUUUCUUUCUUUCUUUUUUUUUUUUUUUUCUUCCUGUCUUUCUUUCUAUUUUUCGUUGUUUUGUCUUUCUUUCAGUCUAUCUUUCUUUCUUCCUUUUUUUUUCUUUUUCUUUCCUGUCUUUUUUUUUCUUUCUUCCUGUCUUUUUCGUUUUCGUUGUUUCUGUCUUUCUUUCAGUCUAUCUUUCUUUUUUCUUUCUUUCUGUCUUUACUUCUGUUUUUCUUUCUUUCUGUCUUCCUUUUUUUCUUUCUUCCUGUCUUUCUUUCUAUUUUCGUUGUUUCUGUCUUUCUUUCAGUCUAUCUUUCUUUUUUCUUUCUUUCUGUCUUUACUUCUGUUUUUCUUUCUUUCUGUCUUCCUUUUUUUCUUUCUUCCUGUCUUUCUUUCUUUUUCUUGUUUCUUUCUUUCUUUCAGUCUAUCUUUCUUUUUUUCUUUCUGUCUUUACUUCUGUUUUUUUCUUUUUUUCUGUCUUCCUUUUUCUUUUUCCUCUUUCUUUCUAUUUUCGUUGUUUCUGUCUUUCUUUCAGUCUAUCUUUCUUUUUCUUUCUUUCUGUCUUUACUUCUUUUUUUCUUUCUUCUUCCUUUCUUUUUCUUUCUUUCUAUUUUCGUUGUUUCUGUCUUUCUUUCAGUCUAUCUUUCUUUUUUCUUUCUUUCUGUCUUUACUUCUGUUUUUCUUUUGUCUUUCUUUCUGUCUUCCUUUUUUCUUUCUUUCUGUCUUUCUUUCUAUUUUCGUUGUUUCUGUCUUUCUUUCAGUCUAUCUUUCUUUUUUCUUUCUUUCUGUCUUUACUUCUGUUUUUUUCUUUCUUUCUGUCUUCUUUUUUUCUUUCUUCCUGUCUUUUCUUUUCUAUUUUCGUUGUUUCUGUCUUUCUUUUCUAUCUUUUUUUUCUUUGUCUUUUACUUCUUUUUUUUUUCUUUCUAUUCCUUUUUUCUUUUUUUCUUUUUUUUCUUGUUUCUGUCUUUCUUUCAGUUAUCUUUUUUUUUUCUUUCUUUCUGUCUUUACUUUGUUUUCUUUUUUCUUUCUUUCUGUCUUCCUUUUUUUUCUUCUUUUUCUUUGUUUUUCUGUCUUUCUUUCAGUCUAUCUUUCUUUUUUCUUUCUUUCUGUCUUUACUUUUUUUCUUUUGUUUUCUUUUCUGUCUUUUUUAUUCUUUCUUUCUUUUCUUCUUUUUUUUUUCUUGUCUUUCUUCCUGUCUUUCUUUCUUUUUUUUUCUUGUUGUCUUUCUUUCUUUUUUUCAGUCUAUCUUUUUUUUUUUUUUCUUUUUCUUUUGUCUUUCUUUCUUUUCAUUGUUUCUGUCUUUCUUUCUUUCUAUCUUUUUUUUCUUUCUUUCCUGUUUUCUUUCUUUUCUGUCUUCCUUUUUUCUUUCUUUCUGUCUUUCUUUCUUUUUUGUUUCUUUCUUUCUUUCACUUCUUUUUUCUUUUUUCUUUUUUUUGUUUUCCUUUUUUCUUUCUUCCUGUCUUUCUUUCUAUUUUCGUUGUUUCUGUCUUUCUUUCAGUCUAUCUUUCUUUUUUCUUUCUUUCUGUCUUUACUUCUGUUUACCUUUUUUCUUUCUUUCUUUUUGUCUUUUUUCUUCCUCUCUUUUUCUUUCUUUAUUUUUGUCUUUGUUUUUUCUUUCUUUCUUUCUUUCUUUCUUUCUUUCUUUUAUCCUUCUGUCUUUUCCCAUUUCUUUCUAUCUUUCUUUUUGUCAUUCUUUCUGUUUUUGCUUUUCUUUCUUUUUGUCUUUCUUUUUGUCUUUCUUUUUGUCUUUCUUUUUGUCUUUCUUUUUCUGUCUUUCUUUCUGUUUUUCUUUCUGUCUUUCUUCAACGACAUGAUGCUAUCUUUCUUUCUUCUUUCCUUUUAAUUUUUCCCCAGAGAUCAGCAUCAAACAGAUAUACAUAUAUAUUCAUAUCUAAUUCUUUCCAUCGACACAACCCUUCGCCUACUGGUGAUACGGUAAAUAAUCAUUUACUAGACGCACGAAGAGCCUCAAGAUUAAUCUAUCUCAGUGGGUUCAUUAUCUAUCUAUCUAUCUAUCUAUCUAUCUAUCUAUCUAUCUAUCUAUCUCAGUGGGUUCAUUAUCUAUCUAUCUAUCUAUCUAUCUAUCUAUCUAUCUAUCUGGUUAUAUAUAUAGUUAGCUAUUUCUGUCAGUCCGUAUCUAUCUAUCUAUCUAUCUAUCUAAUAGCUAUCUCUGUCGGUCCCUAUCUAUCUUUCUAUCUAUCUAUCUAUCUGAUCAUAUAUCUAGUUAGAGAGCUAUCUCUGUCGGUCCCUAUCUAUCUAUUUAAAGAGCUAUCUUUGUCGGUCCCUAUCUAUCUAUCUAUCUAUCUAUCUAUCUAUCUAUCUAUCUAUCUAUCUGUCUGUCUGUCUGUCUGUUCAGAUGUGAAUGUUCUGGGAAUCGUGACCAACGAGGGAGAUGCCAUGCCUCCACACUUCUUUACUCAUUUUUAA